Messenger RNA from Abrus precatorius (Indian licorice), 547 nucleotides. RefSeq lists its product as uncharacterized. The record is from RefSeq and is a predicted model, not a curated record. NCBI's taxonomy places the organism in Eukaryota, Viridiplantae, Streptophyta, Magnoliopsida, Fabales, Fabaceae. The coding region runs from base 71 to 475 and encodes 134 amino acids. The transcript has a single exon.
CCAAAAUGGAACCAUUCACACUCUCUCUCUAACAUCGCUCUCUCUCUCUCUCUUCCAAUUCCACUAAAAAAUGCCAAAGCUUCAGAGUUUCAAGCUCCUCGCCUCCCACUGCGCCACCACCCAAAGCCCCACCGCAAGCCCCGUCAUCCGCCGCCGACGUCGCCGCCGCAAGACCCUCCGCAUGCUCCUCCACCAUGAUCCUCCCCAAACCACCGACAACGUCAGAGUCCGCCAAAAACUCAAGGAUUUGCUCCUCUCCUCGCCGUCACCACCGCCGCCGCCGAUCAAAAACCGGCUAGAGCACGAGGAACUGCUCCCCGCCGCCCCUGCCUCCGCCGGCCUUGGCUUACGGUUCCGAACCGGCUCGACUUUCCGUCGCGGUGGCGCCGCGGCGCUCGGACCGGUGUCGUCAGCGUUCCGGCAUAGACUAUUGAGAAGAGCGUGGAGACCCGUGCUUCUCUCCAUCCCCGAGUAGUUACUAUUAUUAUUUACUGUUAAAUUAUUAGUUCUUAAGUUUUUAUUUAUUAAUUAAUUUGUUAUUAUUAGG